Molecule: messenger RNA, 39471 nt
Organism: Coregonus sp. 'balchen'
Lineage: Eukaryota; Metazoa; Chordata; Actinopteri; Salmoniformes; Salmonidae
Source: the annotation of a GenBank genome assembly
AUGGCUAAACUUAGCACCGCUGCUGCGGAGGAGGAGUCAGCGACCGAGACAGUCACCACGCUUUUAUCAAUGAAACCACUAUGGGUCUCGCCUCACCACUUUGUUGUCCAGCCAUAACCGCUCACCUCUGCUGCUAUCUGUCUAUAGUGGUUUCGCCUCACCACUUUGUUGUCCAGCCAUAACCGCUCACCUCUGCUGCUAUCUGUCUAUGCAUGACUGGGGAACAGCGUUUCCAAUCAGCUAUGGUGGCUAGCCACAGUCACACUAUUGGUUGAUUAGUGACAGAGUGGUGGCCAAUCAACAUCAUAUUACACCGAAGAGAACCGAAGGGUGAUAUGGCGGUUUUCUCGUUUGAGCAAAAGACUAUCCUCCGCCCUCUCUCCUCCGUGACCCGGAGGAGUGUGUAAAUUCGUUAGUAGGCAAACAUGGGAUAGUUCUCCCCUCCUUGAUGGCCUCCUUUUGGCGAGGAAGCACAAGUGUAUCCUACCUGAGUCCUUCACGGAAGAGUUUUGAAAUCUGCCACACCCCCUUUGAAUCAGCAAUUUUUUAUCGAAGGAUAAAAGCAUGCAAACAUUUAAAAACAAUAUGCUACUUAUCUUUUUAUCUAUAAAAGGUAUUGCACUAGCUUAAUUGUUUUUAUCAGUUUAUACAUUUAAUAUGGGAUUCCACCCUGUAAACGUAAUUUGCCUGAUGACGCGCGAUUGGAGAAGGAGAGUCUAAUUUCAUACAGCCAUUUUCGUCCACUUUCCCUCUCCUCGCCGCCUCUCCUCAAUUACCUUUGACCUUUUUCAAAAGGAGGCGAGAGAGGACAGAGGAGAGAGGACGCAUGAGGUAAGCAAAUCUAAUUGAUAAAAGGCCAUGGUUAUCGUUCAAAAAUAGAACCACAGUAAACAGUUAAUAAUACCUUUCUUUAUGCAUAACACUGGUGACUUCAUGACCAUGCCCAAACUUUGAUUUAUUGACUCUGUGAUUUAUUGACUCAAAUUGAAAUCUUGACCUCAGUCUGUUUUACGAUUUUUUUUUGUUCUUCUCCUAGUAAUUAGGGACUGAUUUAGACCUGACAUCAGGUCAGUGCAAUCAGGUAGAACAUAAAACCAGCAGUACUCUGGACUUCAUAGAGUAAGAUUUGAAUACCCCUGGUAUACAACAUGAGUAUCCCAAUUCGGAUGUAUCAAGUCUGCAGCACUUCUGGUUUUCAUGAUUGAUUGAUUGAAGGGCUAUUCGACGAUUGAAAAUAAAUAUAAAGUCAAUGUUGCCUGAGACAACAUUACAUACAUUCACCCUAUAAUCAGAGAAAGAUUCAGACCUGAGACACUAAGUGAGUGGACUCUCUGGCCAAUCAAUUAGGCUACAUUCAUCAAUCAAUUAUCUACCAAAGAGAAAAGAAAAACAGCUGUACUGCAGAUCUCGAUACCAGGAUUUAGAUAACCCCGAUAGAAAAGUAUAAUGCAAUUUCUAAUUUCUCUCCCCUUCCUCCCUUCUUUCCUCAGCCUGGUGUAUGGGAGUUCUAGGUCUUCCCAUCCGGACUCAGAGCUGCUCCAUCGCCAGGCUUAUGGCACCCCCCACCCUCUGCAGGGCUACGCAACCAAUCACCAUCCUGGCAGCUCUGGACAGGGCGGGGCAUGGGGGGCUGGGCGGAGUCUAGGUAAGGGGCCGGGCUAAUAUAAACUUUGAUUCAAAUGUAAAAUUGAGGUCUCUGCAUGAUGCCAAAAGGUUGUCAAUAUAGAAUUUUAGUAUACCUGUUAUUACAAUACAAUAUUGUCCUAUCCUAUACACACAGUCAGGGAGCAUUUUUCUCUCUAUCGAAGUUUUUUUGUUUAGAUUAGACUUUUGUUUAUAUGAGUCAUUAUAAACAGAAAAAUGUGUGUGGUUGAGUAAAUGCUUUUGUGUCUAUGUCCUCUAGGGUUAUCUGGGCUGUUUGAUACUGGGUUACACCAUGCCAGUCCCUCUGGUCCAGACCCAUCUGUCAUGAACCUGAUUUCAGCACUGGAGUCCCAGGGUCGGCAGCCGCCCCCCUCAGCCUCCUCCCUCCUCUCCCAGUUCCGAACACCCUCCUGGCAGACUGGUGAGUGCAGGAGCCAGUCAUGAGUCAUGUUCAAGUACAACUGAUUGUGUUCAUCAUUUUCUGAGUGUUAUGAAAGACAGCAGCACAUUUCUAAUAACCUCUGUUACUUGUCUUUCUCUCUAUCUCCAUUUCCCAUAGCGAUGCACACUCAGCCAGAGCUCUUCAUCGGGUCUGGCUCCUUCCCCUCCUCCUCCCUCUCGGCCUACCAGCACCCAGCCUCCUUCUCUGGGCGGUCCUUCCCUGGCGCCUCGCUCUCCCUCCAGGACUCCCCCACCUUCAGCCCCACGUCCAACGGCCUCCUGUCCCCCCAUGACCCCCUGCUGCACAUCAAGACGCCCUCCCAGUCCAGCCUGGGCUUCGACCGGUUACUCUCCUCACAGGGUGCCGCCUACCGUGGGUCGCAGGACCCCACAGGGCCGCCGCAAACAACCUCCUCUUCGUCAGGCCGCCACCUACCCCCUCCCCAGUUUAACCUGCUGUCCUCCCAGCUCCAGGACCAGUCCUCCCAGUUGUACAACGCCUCUGUGUUCUCAUCGGCACCCGCCCCGCCGCCACCCCAGCCAUCCCAGGAGAGGGCCAUCCCCCGGCAGGACAGCGUGAUCAAGCACUACCAGCGCUCCUCUCCGGCUCAGUCGCAGCUCUCCUCCUCAGCCCCCCACCCCCUGCAGCAAUACCUUAGCUGUGGGGCAUCGGGUUACCAGCAGAUCUCCCACCACCGGCAUGGAGGGGUGUCCUGCAGCCCGCUGGGGGAGCAGAGCCCUUCAGCAGACCCCAAACCCUCCCCCCGGUCAGAUCAAGUGUACCGCCCCAUCAUCCAGACCCCGUAUACCUCCUCAGCUGCCUCCUCGUCAGGUGGAGGUCUAGGGAAGGGGGCUAAGAACUCCAGCUCCAGUAGCGGCUACUCUUCCUCGGGCUCCUCGUCAUCCCGAACCCCCCACACCCCGCCCUCAGCCUCCUCCACCUCCUCGUCCUCCUCAAACUCCAACCCUAACCCUUCCUCCAGCUCCUCGUCGGCCCCCUCCAGACAGCAGCCCCCAACUCAGUCUGCGCCCCCUCCCCCACCUCCCCUUCCAGUCUCCUCCGCCCCGGCCCAGCAGCCUCCUCCUAAACCCUGCCUGUCAGCAUACGGCUCCCCUGUGGCCCCCGUCAAGCCCACCGCAGGCCUCCCUGGACAGACACCUCCCCAGCAGCAGUCCCAGUCCUACUCCCCCAGCCAGCCCCCUCCCUCACACCUUCCCUCCCACCAGCCCUAUGGGGGCUUCAACUCCCCCCAGGCCCAGGAUCUGACCUCUGGUCCUGGGGGUUCUGGGAAAGGGUAUGGAGGACUAGGGCCAGGAGGCCGCUCCUUCUCUGCCGAGGUGGUCUACGGGACGGACUCAGGAUACGGCUCGCUGCCUACCUCCCUUGGGGGAGCGGGCAGUCCCUCGUUGGGGUACGGUGGCCCAAGGCACUCCCCUGCCCUCCUGGGGUCUGGAGGGGGUGGAGGGUCAGCCGGCAGCGGGGCAGGGUCUGGGGCUGGUGGAGGUGGAGGUGGAUCAGGAGGUGGGGGCGCAGGAUCAGGUGGUAGCAGCUCAUACCACCUCCCUGACUCCAGCCCUUCUCCCUCCAGCAACUCUGGCAUCAUUCGACCUGGGCUGCACUCUCCUGCUCCCAGCCGCCCUGCCCAGUCCCCCGGGGGAGCCGGGGGGAACAAAUACCUCUCCUCCGUCCUCUCCCCUGCCUUCCUCUCCUCUCCGCAGGGCUACCCCGACACCCGAGGCCCCCAGCCUCAGUCCUACCACCCCACCACCCCCAAGCCCAAGCCAGACACUGACAUGCUGGGAGUGGAGCGCUCUCAAGACGAGGAGGAUGACGAUGACUUCCUGAUCCAGCACUUGCUGCAUGCCCAGAGCCCUGCGCCCCACCCGUCCCAGCACCACUCCCAGCAGCAGCCGCCCCAGUCCAUCCCUCAAGCCAGGGAUGCGGGCAAAGGUCUGGCCUACGACCUGAAUAAGGCCUCUGAGGAGCGCUACCACCUCCAGAGCGUCAUCCGCACCAACAGCGCCACCAACAGCACGGGCCCCGGUACUGCAGGUAACGUCAGCGGAGGUGGCCUGGAGAGCCAGUUGGAGAUGUCUCUGAAGAAACAGCAGCAGCAGCAGGCCAAGAACGAACGAGGGCUGUCUGGAGCAGGAGCCAGUGGAGGAAGAGGGGGGGCAGACUCCCUCUCCCACGCCAACCCUCACGUCCCCUAUCCGCACCAACACGACACCCUCGGCUCAGUGGUGCACUACGGCAGGGGCGACCCUUACGCCCAACACCCUCACUCCCAGCACCCCCACCAUCCCUCGCAGGCCCCCUCACACACCCAGCACUCCCAACACGCCCACCCCCACUCCCACGGCCACCCUCAUAUGGAGCUCAAAAAGCCUCCCGACCCGUCCGAGCUGCCAUACCUGCGGAAGACACCCGAACUGCAGCAGCAGCCCCGACAGUCCCAGUCCUCCCUUUCCCUCAUGGACUCCCCCCCAAACCAGCCCCAGCAGCCUCCCUCUGCCCACAUGCUCCAGUCUGUACUGUCCCACACUACCUGCAACAAGAUGGACACCCAGCAAGCUGCUUCUCAGCAGCAGCAGCACUCCAUGAGUCAGCAGGCCAUGAUGGGGGCAGGUGGAGAGGCAGAGCCUGGGGGACAAGCGAGGGUGGAUCCCCAGCCCCAUUCUCAAUCCCAGCUGCAGCUCCAACUCCAGUCCCAGGCUAUGGAGGCCCACUACGGCCAGAACCAAGCCAGCCAGAACUCGGUAUCUCCGCUGGACAUGCUGGAGCACACCCUGUCUCGGGCCAACAGCAGAGACAGUGGAGGGGCCGUGGAGAGAAGUGGGGUGGGGGGAGGAGAUGGGGGCAGUAGUGACGGACACAGACAACAACAGCAGCAGCACAGGCUGCCAUCUCAUCACCACUCCCAACAAACUGCCUCCAAGCUUCACGACUUCCUCUCCGAGCCAGAUCUGGGCAUAACCACACCCUCCCACCUGCACCACCUCAACCCACACCACCCCCACGUCCAUCACCAACAGCAGACCCACCCGCACCACCCCCUCCCGCACACCCAUGCCCACCCCCACUCCCACCACCUGGCGACCAACGCAGGGCCCCAGCAGCAGCCUCCGCCCCAUCAGAGGGACCAGGAGCCCCAGCUCUGCCAAUCCCAGUUGGACCAGCUCAAAGAGCACCAGUUUGACACGGUGAGCCCCGUGGGGAAAGCGGGCCAGAACCAAGGCCAGCAGCAGCAGCAAAGGUUUGUGCCUCUGACCUCCAUCUGUUUCCCAGACUCCCUCUUACAGGAUGAGGAUCGCUCCUUCUUCCCCGGUAUGGAGGAUAUGUUCUGCUCUGACGACUACUCCAAGUCAAGCUGCGCCGGGGGUCCCGGGGCAGGCCAAGGGGUGCAAGAAGGUAUGUCUGAGGCACGUGGACAGGGACCAGACAGCAUGGAGGACGUCAAGACCAGUGAUGGAGGAGGUGGCUAUGACAUGAUGGGUCACCAUGGCGACCAUGGGUAUGGGUAUUGCCACGGCCUCACGGAAACAGAAAACAGCACCAUGCAUCUGGACCUGGACUCCCUGAAAACCCACGAGCUCCCCUCCACUGUGAACACAGAGCAGCUCGGCCUCAUCCAGUCCCAGACCCCGGGCCUUGGCUUGGGGGGUCCAGGGGGAGUUCCUGGGGACGGCUCCGCCAACAAGAUGAUUGGGGGUACGGGCGUGGGCGGAGGUUCCAGUCUGGCCGGGCUGACGUCGCCCAUCUUCUGCUCCUCCCGACCCAAGAAGCUGCUGAAGACCAGCUCCUUCCACCUGCUGAAGCAGCGCCGCGACCCGCAGCUGCAGGCCAAGAAGAACUACGCCCAGGAGUACGAGUUCGAGGACGACGAGGACAAGGCUGAUGUUCCCGCUGACAUCCGCCUGAACAGCCGGCGGCUCCCUGACCUCCUCCCCGACCUGGUGUCCAGCUGCAGGAAGGCGGGAGGAGGAGGGGCCUCUGGGGUGGGCUCCCUCAGCCCUCUGAUGGGCGACCUGGACUUCUGCCACCCAUCCGGCUACCCCUCCCUUGGCCCCCCUCCUCAGCUCCUACCCCACGACGGGCCCAAGAAGAGGGGCAGGAAACCGACCAAACCCAAACGCGAGGGGCCGCCUCGGCCCAGAGGGCGCCCUCGCAUUCGCCCGCUCCCGGAGCCGCCCUACUGUAGGGGACUGAUGGGAAAUGUAGGCGGGGAGACCCGCAGGGGUCGUGGGCGGGGUAGGGGGCGUGGCAGGAAGGAGGAAGGGAUGAUAGAGCUGCACCGAGACAAAGUACCCGACCUCCAAUAUCAACAACAACAACAGCAGUUCCACCAACAACAGCACUUUCAACAACAGCAGCACCAACACCAUCACCUCAAACAGCAGCAGAAUCUACAGCCUCAACAUCAACAGCAGCAACAGCAGCAGCACCUACAACAUCUUCAUCAACAACAACAACAACAACCACAGCACCAGAAACCUUUCAAGCCUAUCAAGGUAAGGGAGACAUGAGCAGAGUGAUAUCAUGUUUUGAUAGCGAGUUGUAUGGACUCCGUAAAGAUUACAGUGCCUUCAGAAAGUAUUCAUACCCCUUGACCUAUUCCACAUUUAGUUGUGUUAAAGCCUGAAUUCAAAAUGGAUUAAAUGUUAUUUUUUUCUCACCGAUCUCCACGCAAUACCCCAUAAUGACAAAGUGAAAACCUGUUUUUAGAAAUCUUAGCAAAUGUAUUGAAAAUGAAAUACAGACAUAUCUAAUUUACAUACAGUGGGGAAAAAAAGUAUUUAGUCAGCCACCAAUUGUGCAAGUUCUCCCACUUAAAAAGAUGAGAGGCCUGUAAUUUUCGUCAUAGGUACACAUCAACUAUGACAGACAAAAUUAGAUUUCUUUUCUCCAGAAAAUCAUAUUGUAGGAUUUUUAAUGAAUUUAUUUGCAAAUUAUGGUGGAAAAUAAGUAUUUGGUCACCUACAAACAAGCAAGAUUUCUGGCUCUCACAGACCUGUAACUUCUUCUUUAAGAGGCUCCUCUGUCCUCCACUCGUUACCUGUAUUAAUGGCACCUGUUUGAACUUGUUAUCAGUAUAAAAGACAACUGUCCACAACCUCAAACAGUCACACUCCAAUCUCCACUAUGACCAAGACCAAAGAGCUGUCAAAGGACACCAGAAACAAAAUUGUAGACCUGCACCAGGCUGGGAAGACUGAAUCUGCAAUAGGUAAGCAGCUUGGUCUGAAGAAAUCAACUGUGGGAGCAAUUAUUAGGAAAUGGAAGACAUACAAGACCACUGAUAAUCUCCCUCGAUCUGGGGCUCCACGCAAGAUCUCACCCCGUGGGGUCAAAAUGAUCACAAGAACGGUGAGCAAAAAUCCCAGAACCACACGGGGGGACCUAGUGAAUGACCUGCAGAGAGCUGGGACCAAAGUAACAAAGCCUACCAUCAGUAACACACUAUGCCGCCAGUGACUCAAAUCCUGCAGUGCCAGACGUGUCCCCCUGCUUAAGCCAGUACAUGUCCAGGCCUGUCUGAAGUUUGCUAGAGUGCAUUUGGAUGAUCCAGAAGAGGAUUGGGAGAAUGUCAUAUGGUCAGAUGAAACCAAAAUAGAACUUUUUGGUAAAAACUCAACUCGUCGUGUUUGAAUGCUGAGUUGCAUCCAAAGAACACCAUACCUACUGUGAAGCAUGGGGGUGGAAACAUCAUGCUUUGGGAGUGUUUUUCUGCAAAGGGACCAGGACGACUGAUCCGUGUAAAGGAAAGAAUGAAUGGGGCCAUGUAUCGUGAGAUUUUGAGUGAAAACCUCCUUCCAUCAGCAAGGGCAUUGAAGAUGAAACGUGGCUGGGUCUUUCAGCAUGACAAUGAUCCCAAACACACCGCCCGGGCAACGAAGGAGUGGCUUCUUAAGAAGCAUUUCAAGGUCCUGGAGUGGCCUAGCCAGUCUCCAGAUCUCAACCCCAUAGAAAAUCUUUGGAGGGAGUUGAAAGUCUGUGUUGCCCAGCGACAGCCCCAAAACAUCACUGCUCUAGAGGAGAUCUGCAUGGAGGAAUGGGCCAAAAUACCAGCAACAGUGUGUGAAAACCUUGUGAAGACUUACAGAAAACGUUUGACCUGUGUCAUUGCCAACAACGGGUAUAUAACAAAGUAUUGAGAAACUUUUGUUAUUGACCAAAUACUUAUUUUCCACCAUAAUUUGCAAAUAAAUUCAUUAAAAAUCCUACAAUAUGAUUUUCUGGAGAAAAGAAAUCUAAUUUUGUCUGUCAUAGUUGAUGUGUACCUAUGACGAAAAUUACAGGCCUCUCAUCUUUUUAAGUGGGAGAACUUGCACAAUUGGUGGCUGACUAAAUACUUUUUUCCCCCACUGUAAGUAUUCACACCCCUGAGUCAAUAAAUGUUAAAAUCACCUUUGGCAACGAUUACAGCUGUGAUUCUUUCUGGGAAAGUGUCUUAAGAGCUUUGCACACCUGGAUUGUACAAUAUUUGCAUAUUAUUAUUUUUGUAAUUCUUCAAGCUCUGUCAAGUUGGUUGUUGAUCAUUGCUAGACAGCCAUUUUCAAGUCUUGCCAUAGAUUUUCAAGCCGGUUUAAGUCAAAACUGUAAGUAGCCACUCAGGAACAUUCAAUGUCAUCAAGGUGGUCCUCUGUAGCUCAGCUGGUAGAGCACGGCGCUUGUAACGCCAGGGUAGUGGGUUCGAUCCCCGGGACCACCCAUACACAAAAAUGUAUGCACGCAUGACUGUAAGUCGCUUUGGAUAAAAAGCGUCUGCUAAAUGGCAUAUUAUUAUUAUUAUUAUUAUUAUUAUUAUUAAGGUAAGCAACUCCAGUGUAUAUUCAGCCUUUUGUUUUUGGUUAUUGUCCUGCUGAAAGGUGAAUUCAUCUCCCAGUGUCUGGUGGAAAGCAGACUGAACCAGGUUUUCCUCUAGAAUUUUGCCUGUGCUUAGCUCUAUUCCGUUUAUUUUGAUCCCAAAAAAAACCAAUAAUCAUCCGCCGCAGUGGAGGAGCAGGUGCUUGUGUGUGUGUGUGUGUGUGUGUGUGUGUGUGUGUGUGCAGGGACAGGGAUUGCCACUUUGGCCUCUAACCUUGGCGGAAGCACUACAGUGACCCCAAACCAUUGCACUGCUCUCAUUGACAAAUGCUAGAUUUGCUGUGUUUUGCACCAUUUAGUACCAGGUAUUUACGAUUGUUUUAUAACGGUAAGCUAGCUGUAAACUCAAUGCCGCUAAUAGAAAAAUAAUGUAAGUCACGAAUUUGUCAUGGAAACAAUUGUGUAUUCACAAUUGAAUCAGCUGGCAUAGAGAAUCUAAGCAAACCAAAAUAAUCACAAAUGAAUCACAAAUGAAAAUGCUAAAUCGAGUUUUUGUUUUAGUCAAGCAAAUGUCUUCGUCCUACAAUUAAAGUACAUGGUUAGUCCCAAAAGCAAGAAAUCCAAAAUAAUAAGCAAAAAUCAGAAUGAUCCAACAGCAAGACAAUGAAAUAAGGAUAGAUCUUACCAGGGCCCGGUGUCCCAAAAGCACCUUAAGGCUAAGUUCAUUGUUAGAACCUUCGUAGGAGCAUUGUUAAAUCUCUGAGCUUUUUCCCCAAAACCAUUGUUACUGCACUUGAAAACGCUUGUUAUUUAUCAGAACGGCUAAGUGCCUCGUUAGAUGGUUUUUUGCCCUUCCUCGUCACUUUUUAUACACAGAAGAUCUCCGCUAAACAUAGAAUCAAGAUGUUUACAGCCUUCAAAGUAUUCAUACCCGUUGACAUAUUACACAUUUUGUUGUGUUACAGCCUGAAUUCAAAAUGGAUCAAAUGCCCCCAAAAUGUAAAAUUGAGAAGGAAAAAAAACAAUUUUUUUUGCAAAUGUAUUGAAAAUUAAAUACAGAAAUAUCUCAUUUACUUAAGUAUUCACAAUACAUGUUACAUACACCUCUGGCAGCGAUUACAGCUGUGAUUCUUUCUGGGUAAGUCACACCAGGACUGUACAAUAUUUGCUGAUUAUUCUUUAAAAAUUCUUCAAGCUCUGUCAAGUUGGUUGCUAGACAGACAUUUUCAAGUCUUGCCAUAUAUUUUCAAUGGUAAGCAACUCCAGUGUAUAUUUGGCCUUGUGUUUUAGGUUAUUGUCCUGCUGAAAGGUGAAUUUGUCUCCCAAUGUCUGUUGGAAAGCAGACUGAACCAGGUUUUCCUCCGUGCUUAGCUCUAGUCCGUUUCUUUUUAUCCCAAAAAAAGCUCCUAGUCCUUGCCGAUGACAAACAUACCCAUAACAUGAUGCAGCCACCACCAUGAUUGAAAAUAUGAAGAGUGGUACUCUGUGAUGUGUUGUGUCCAUGCAACUUAUUAUGUGACUUGUUAAGCCCAUUUUUACUCCUGAACUUAUUUAGGCUUGCCAUAACAAAGGGGUUGAAUAUUUAUUGACUCAAGACAUUUCAGCUUUUCAUUUUUUAUUAAUAUGUAAAAGUGUCUAAAAACAUAAUUCCACUUUGACAUUAUGGGGUAUUGUGUGUAGGCCAGUGACACAACAUUUCAAUUUAAUCCAUUUUAAAUUCAGCCUGUAACACAACAACAUUUUCAAAAAGUCAAGGGGUGUGAAUCCUUUCUGAAUAAUCAACAUUAUUUGGAAAUAAUCAGUUGUGUUAUUUCGUCUCUUACCCCACUAACUCUCUUUCUCUCUGCAUUUUCUCUUCCUCUAUUCCUAUACCCCUCACUUCAACUAUCCCUUUCUUUUUCCCUCGCCAUUCCUCCUUCUCUCCAUCUGGCUCUUUCCCUCUUUUCCCUCCACCCCUCACUCUCCUCCAUCCCCUCUUUACAUCUCUCAGAUCAAGCUGCCUAUCCCCUCUAUGUCUCCCUCGGACUCCUUGCUGAGGACAGACUCCCUGUCCAGCACCGACCCGGUUCUCUCUGACGGGUCAGUGGGCUCGGCCCCCUCCCUGGGCCUGAGUCCUGGACCCACCGCUGGGAUGGACAUGAACAUGACCAGGAGCCAGGAGAAGAUGCAGCAGAAAGCUCAAGCCCAGGAGGUGAGUGCAUCUGCCUUUGCAUUAUUUGGAUUAUACCUGCUGUUUAGGGACAUUUUUCCCAUUAACCUCUUCUGACAUCUGGACCUAUUUAAAGGGAAAGGGCCAGGGAGUUGCAUGAAUAUCAUUUACUCACCUUUGUAUUUGGUAAAUAGUACCUAUUACGUUAUUUUUGUUUGCGUUAGUGUUUACGUCACUCACCAUCUGUAAUUUUGACCAGUGUUCAGCUUUACCCCAACUUAUUUACCACUACAUGUACAUCUCUGGUCAAGGGGGAUAUGUAGGCCUCUCUCCUAUAGGACACUAAGGGAUAGUUUCAGAGAAUCAGUAGUGAUGCAUUACGAAAAAACAACAACCAAGAUAACAUUUUUGAAUAUUUAAUCAGCAAUUAUGUUUUUUUUUUUCUUUGUUUUUUUUCUACUGAACUCACUGAUCAGUCCUUCAUUGUUGAUUUGUUGUUAUGCACUGUAGCUACAGUUUCUGAGGUUUAGGAAGAGAUUCCUUCUCAUUAGUGGGUGUACCUGAUAUAUAUUUUUAAUUAUUCAUGUUCGGCAGAGCUUCUCACUUCAAAGUGGGGAAUUUGGGCUUCGUCUCUGGGAACGACAAAGGUGUUUGAAGUGUAAAUCCGUCUGUCAUGCACAUGGUGUAGGAAUUGUCCUUUUAUUUACCUUAUAAAAAGGGUUGGGGGUGGGGGGUGAAUCACAUCAAAUCAGUAAUACUUUUACUAUGCUAAGUUUUGGGGAUUGACGCUCCGUGGUGUGUGACCAAACCUGAGAGUUUUCUCCUCUUUCCUGUCACUUUAUACACACCAGCCUGGGAGGGAGGGAUCACUUGUCUCUCUUUCUGAGGGGAAAUUAAAAACGGACAAACAUUUAGCAAAGAAAACUGAAAUAUUUCUGCUACCAAUAGGUGCCCUUCUUUGCGAGGCAUUGGAAAACCUCCCUGGUCUUUGUGGUUGAAUCUGUGUUUGAAAUUCACUGCUCGACUGAGGGACCUUACAGAUAAUUGUAUGUGUGGGGUACAGAGAUGAGGUAGUAAUUCCAACUCAUGUUAAAAACUAUUAUUUCACACAGAGUGAGUACAUGCAACUUCUUAUGUGACUUGUUAAGCAAAUUUGUAGUCCUGGACUUGCAGUAUUUAGGCUUGCCAUAACAAAGGGGUUAAAUACUUAUUGACUCAAGACAUUUCAGCUUUAGAUUUUUUAUUAUUUGCAAACAUUUCUAAAAACAUAAUUCCACUUUGACAUUAUGGGUAUUGUGUGUAGGCCAGUGACACAUAAUCUCAAUUGAAUCAAUUUAAAAUUCAGGCUGUAACACAAUAAAAUAUGGAAAAAGUCAAGGGGUGUGAAUACUUUCUAAAGGCACUGUAUAUUUAUAUUCUGUAUUUGUAUGAUAAUGGUUGGAAUCUCAUAGGAAGUCAUUAAGAUGGUACAUAUAAUGCCACAUUUUCCUAACCUUUACAUUGCCCUUUUCCAGGUGCUCAAAGCACUUAGUCACCUCAUCCUCUAUCAAUAUGUGAUUGUAGUCUGAGCGUUACAGUGUAGCAGCAGCCAUGUUUGAAAUUAGGUGUGGGGGGUGGGUAGGGCUUUUGAAUGGAUUUCUUAUGUUGGCCUAGAGAUAGAUAAGAUGGAGUCUUUUUGUGUGAGUUUGAUGUUCUGGAUUCCCAUCUGUUGAUGUCUGCUGGUUGGUCAUGGUAAAAGUAAGAUGGCGGCUGUUGCCUCAGCAACAGGGAGAGUGUGGACACAGGAAAGUGGCCAAUGAAAUGAACAGUGUGGAUUUCUGUGCGAUUUGCAGGGGUAGGGGGGUGAGGAGCGGAAUCCCCCAUCUAAUUCAAUCCCUCCCUAACUCUCAUCACUUGCCUUUUACUCAUUGUAAAGCGGUUGUAAUUGCAAAAAUAUAUGGGUAUCAAUUGACUGUAAUGCCUUUAGAACAUAAUGCAGUAAGUUUAAUUGAUGAGAUGAUACAUUUUAACAGUGGUGCAACAAAGACUGUUGUUUUGUCUUAAUCAAGUGUGUUCAGAUGUCCAUAUUGAUUGAAGCGUGUUGAACAGCCAAAACAGCGGUGACCGGUUUCCUCACGUCACUCUAUAGAACAUGGAAUAUAACUUCAACUAGACAACAAUGCAAAGUCAAUCAAUCAAUUAAUUGACAUUUGACAUUUUGACAUUUUAGUCAUUUAGCAGACGCUCUUAUCCAGAGCGACUUACAGGAGCAAUUAGGGUUAAGUGCCUUGCUUAAGGGCACAUCGACAGAUUUUUCAAUUGAAUCAUUCAUUCAACCUCUCUUGUAGCAGACAGCAGUGCCGAUAUGCCAAAUAAAUGUACAUGUAAAUGUUACCCCAUGAAACAAGUGGGCCGGACACUGCUUUUGAUUGAAUAUGGGUUUAGCUUUUUUGAACAUAUGAUUAAUGUCUUUGCUUUGUGUCCACCACAGAUGACGUGGGAGAGGGACAUGGAUGAGCAGCUCACCCCAGAGGCCUGGGCUGUCAUGAAGAAGCUCUCCAACACGGUGAGAAACCUCAAUCCGUCCCUAGCUACACCUCCUAAUAACCCACAGUAUCAUCUAUAAUUCACUACUCAAGUCACAUAACUCAGAGAUCCCUUCAGCGCUGGGUAACUCGCCAGGCAAGAAGGCUGCAGGACAGGCCCUACCCCAGUCAGAACAGUGGUGGGCUAACGUCGACUGGAACACAAACAUCCAAAGGAAAGUUUAUAUGUGUAGUUAGAGUUUGUGGGUAGGGGGGUACAGGGCUCCACAAGUUAUAUUUUAAGCUUCACAGUGAAGUCGGGGAAAGACAAAAGAGAACGCAAUGGUGUGUGGGGCGCAGGUAGCUUAGUGGUUAAGAGCGUUGUGCCAUUAACCGAAAGGUCACUGGUUCUAAUCCCCGAGCCGACUAGGUGAAAAAUCUGUCGAUGUGCCCUUGAGCAAGGCACUUAACCCUAAUUGCUCCUGUAAGUCGCUCUGGAUAAGAGCGUCUGCUAAAUGACUAAAAAUAAGACUCCAGCCAUAGACUGUUCUCUCUGCUACCGCACAGCAAGUGGUACCGGAGCGCCAAGUCUAGGUCCAAGAGGCUUCUAAACAGCUUCUACCCCCAAGCCAUAAGAUUCCUGAACAGCUAAUCAAAUGGCUACCCAGACUAUUUGCAUUGCCCCCCCCCCCCCCCACCCCCCCAUUUAAAGUUUGAUUUGAUUUAGUCCUAUUCUAUAACUUAGAUUUUUGGUUGAGGUGGAGACGUGAAUCCAACAUAUAAAUUAUUAAUUUGUAGACAAACAGGAAUUAAAGCCAGUCCAAGCAGAAGAUCAAAAUCUUCUUCAAAUGUUGAUAUUUGGUUGCAUUGACAACCAAACACAAUUCAAUAUCACUUUCGAAAUACAAUAAUAUGAGUAACACAUCCAUGGUCACAUUUUGAUGUUACUGUAACUUAACAUUUCUACUGUAAUCAUAUAAAGCGUGCAUGUUCAAGAUAGCAUGCAUAGGUCAUCGCAGGUCUGUGGAGAUCUUCACAACUGCUGUAAUAAUCUCUGCAGAAUCUCGAGCGGCAUUAAUCACUUGCACCUUGUACUUUUAAUGUAAUCUCAACUGCAAUCCAGGUCAUUUGGUUCUGCUAUUAGAUGAAGCACAGGGAUAUCACAUUAAUAAUCUAUUGUAUAAAUGAACAAAAUAUCUGACUUUGUAUUCCCAUUUGAACUUUGCUGUGCAUUUAUAUGGUUGAAAGCGCAGUGAUAGACAUUUGGAUGACAACUAAACCAAAAAUCGGACAUUGUUUUGGUUAAUUUGGUUGUGCUUUUAGGUGGUUGAAAGCAUAGUGAUAACACAUUGGAAAACUUUUGGCUUUUUUUUGAGUGGUUGAAUAUAGGUUGUAAUCUCAUUGAUCAACGUCUCAACCAAAUAUUUGCCAAUUAUCCACGUUGAAAUGACGCAGUGUGCCCAGAGAGAUACCACUUACAUCUGAAAAAUGUGCCAAAGUGAUUGAGAAAAAAAAACUGUCAGGACAGCCAAAACAGAUGACUUCACCAUUUGGCUGUGCUUUGAAGAUGCAUUAGAGGUGUGUGAAUGUGUGUGUGUGUAUCUACAUAGAGCUGUGUGUGUGAGGUUGUGUGUAAGGCUCUGUGUGUGUGUGUGUGCAUAUCGGCAGCCUAUAGAGGGCGAUGUGGAGACGUGAGUCUGAGGUGAUUGACAGCCAGCCUCUCUGACUGACAAUAAAACAGAGAGAAAGGGAGAGGAGAGAGAAGGCUGUUGCCAGGGUAGCCGUUGCCACAGUUACCCAAUUAUAUUUUCUUACCACCCUCAGAUCCCCCCUGCUGUUGGUAAGGUGAACUACCUCUAUUCAGAGGAAGAGAAAGGUUUCUAAACCCCAACACGAAGCAUGGAAAAAUACAGUUAUAUAGCAUUUAGGGAGAUAUUACCAUUGGUUUCUGUCCAAGCUUUAUUAUAAUAAUAUUUAAAAAUCUCUCACCUAUAUACCCCUUUUUUUUUUCUCUCUCUUUUCCCAUUCAUACCUUUUCCUCAUUAUUUCUCCUGCCAUUCCUUUUCUUGUUAUUUCUUUCCUCCCCUGUCUUAUCUGCACCUCACCUUUCCUCCCCUGUCUUAUCUGCACCUCACCUUUCCUCCCCUGUCUUAUCUGCACCUCACCUUUCCUCCCCUGUCUUAUCUGCACCUCACCUUUGCUUUCCCCUCUCUUUUCUCCUCUCCUCAUCUCCUCUCUCCCCUCCUCUUAGACGGAGGACAAGCCCCCGGAGCUGAAGUCUAAUUUCAUGGCCUCCUUCCUGGACUUCCUCAAGACGGGGAAGAAGCAGCCUGAAUCUGGACCUGGUGGACCACAAGACCUCGGAGGGCCGGUGGAAGGAGCUGAAACCACAGACUCUUCCUCCCUGAAGGGUAGGAUCCUGCCCCUGUCCCCACCUCCCCCUCCACCGCCCCCUCCUCCACCCCCUCCGUUUGGGGACAGUAGCGAGGGCGAGGAUGGGCUGAGCCCCUGCAAGCGUCUGGAGGACGAGCUGAAGAGGAACCUGGAGACGCUGCCGUCCUUCUCCUCCGACGAGGAGGAGGACUCUGUCAGUAAGAACCAGGACCUGCAGAAGAGCAUCUCCUCGGCAAUAUCUGCCCUUUACGACACGCCCCAUUCGCUGGCUGCAGCCGUGGCCCCACCCCCACCCAGCCCAUCUCCACCCCAGAGCCCAUCGCUGCCACCAACGCCGCCACUCGUGGCCGAAACGCAGGAGGACUUGGCCGAUCUGGAGGAGCAGGACGAUGCCGUGGCGACACACAUGCAACUUCACAACGCGCAGGCCAACGCACAGCCAAAUACACCGUCCCCAGAACAGGUUGGACUGAAUGGAAUGGACGGAGAGGACGAACAACAAGUGGAGAUGGAGGAAGAGGAGGAGAUGGAGAAGGAGGAGAGGGUAAAGGAAGAUGAGAAUGUAGAGCGCGGGGGUGUGGAGGAAGAGGUAGAGGAGAGGGAAGAGGAGGAGGAAGGGGAGGAGAGAGAGCCUGAGUUUGAGAUGCUGGAUGCUCCUAAAGUGGAAGGUGAGUAGCCUACAAUCUCAGAUAUUCUGAAAUGGUCUGACAAACAGUAGUUCAUUUCCAAAGAUGUAAUAUACUCUGAACCCCUCCCUAGAUUCUCCAUCCGGGCCGCCCCUCGCCCCCGCACCCCCCUCUCCCCCAUCCCUCUCCCCGUCCCCUCUCACUUCUUCCUCCCCGUCCCCCCUACCUCCCCCACCCCUCUCCCCACCCUCCCCUCUGCCCUUCCAGCAUGUGGAUGAUGAAGAGGAGCAACAGCAGCCAUCCCCCCACCACAACCCCUCCGCCUCUCCUCCCCCCAGCUCCUCUCCCCCGAAUCUUCCCUCUCCACCCUCCCCUUCCCCUGCAAUGCCCCCCUCCGCUACCCCCCCUCCCUCCUCCUCCUCCCCUCCCCUUUCGGAUGCUCCAGAGCUGGCCCAGCCUUCCUCCUCGCCCUCCUCUUCCCCACCCUCACCCCCGACCCCUGAGGAUGCGCCAGCCCCCAAGAUCACCUCUCUGCACCUGGCCAAAAAGCAGGACAAUGCGGCCAUCGCUGGAGAGAGCGAGGAGGAGGACAGCGAGAGUGGCGGCGAGGGCAUCUUCCGGGAGAGGGACGAGUUUGUGGUGCGGACAGAGGACAUUGGAACGCUUAAGGUGAGGGCUUCUGGCAUUCACUGUGGGGGGUGGUAUGUCUUGUCUUCUCACACACACUUACAAUGCCUUCAGAAAGUAUUCACAUUCCUUGACUUUUUCCACAUUUUGUUGUGUUACAGCCUGCAUUUAACAUGUAUUACAUUUAGAUUUUGGGUCACUGGCCUACACACAAUACCCCAUAAUAUCAAAGUGGGAUCAUGUUUUUAGAAUUUUUUACAAACUAAUAAAAAAUGAAAAGCUGAAAUGUCUUGAGUCAAUAAGUAUUCAACCCCUUUGUUAUGGCAAGCCUACAAAUGUGCUUAACAAGUCACAUAAUAAGUUGCAUGGACUCCCUCUGUGUGCAAUAAUAGUGUUUAACAUGAUUUUGAAUAACUACCUCAUCUCUGUACCCCGCACAUACAAUUAUCUGUAAAGUCCCUCAGUUUAACAGUGAAUUUCAAACACAGAUUCAACCACAAAGACCAGGGAGAUUUUCCAAUGCCUCGCAAAGAAGGGCACCUAUUGGUAGAUGGGUAAAAAAACUACAACAUUGAAUAUCCCUUUGAGCAUGGUGAAGUUAUUAGUCCUUAAGAGACGCACCCGUGCGUCAAUCUAAGUAACAUAAUUAAAAAAUCCCCAUCAAAAUCCUUCAGUUUAAGCUAGAGAUAUCAGUCCACCGCGUCCGACUAUGUCGGCCUUCCGCAUCUGCGGUGGAAGGUGGCCGAGCUACAGCGGUGUUUGUCAGACCAAGAGACAUCCCGAAAAUCGGUCUUCUCAUGAAAACAUCUGUAGCGUCCGAGCCGCUCUUGUCUGAAGUCGGUAACGCUGAUGUGACAACUUCUGUCUGUAGCGUCCAACCGUUUGGGCAACAAACUAAUAUCAGUUUUGCUCUACGACCCCCACAAGUGUCACAGGACUCAUCUGAAGGUAAAUGAAUGGAAGUAUGGAGGUAGUUUUGUGCCAAUAAAAAUAAGGGGUUAAAUAUGUGUAAAAAAUUAAUAAAACGUAUGUAUUUCCUGAGCUUAUAUCUCAUAGAUAUAGGACAGACACUUCAAAACGUUAUUCUUUAUUCUUUAUUUUUUGACUAUUUAUUUGCCAUUUAUGAACGUGAUUUUCAAUGCGUUUCUAUGGGCUAUAGUAGUAAAGGCCAAGUUCAAUAUUUUAUCAAAUAAUACAAAAGGGGUCUUAAAAUUCAAAAUCAAAUAGCUAAAUGAUCCAUGGCAUGACCAUGUUAAAACAAUCCCGCCCCUCCCCAGAGGAUAAUUACACUUUGGAUGGUGUAUCAAUACACCCAGUCACUACAAAGAUACAGGUGUUCUUCCUAACUCAGUUGCCGGAGAGGAAGGAAACUGCUCAGGGAUUUCACCAUGAGGACAAUGGUGACUUUAAAACAGUUACAGAGUUUAAUGGCUGUGCUAGGAGAAAACUGAGGAUGGAUCAACAACAUUGUAGUUACUCCACAAUACUAACCUAAAUGACAGAGUGAAAAGAAGGAAGCCUGUACAUAAUACAAAUAUUCCAAAACAUGCAUCCUGUUUGCAAUAAGGCACUAAAGUAAAACUACAAAAAAUGUGGCAAAGAAAUGAAUACUAAGCGUUAUGUUUGGGUGGUGGUGACUGCAUCAUGUUAUGGGUAUGGUUGUCAUUGGCAAGGGAGUUUUUUUGGGGAUAAAAUAAACGGAAUAGAGCUAAGCACAGGGAAAAUUCUAGAGGAAAACCUGGUUCAGUCUGCUUUCCAACAGAUACUGGGAGACAAAUUCACCUUUCAGCAGGACAAUCACCUAAAACACAAGGCCAAAUAUACACUGGAGUUACUUACCAAGACGACAUUGAAUGUUCCUGAGUGGCCUAGUUACAGUUUUGACUUAAAUCGGCUUGACAAUCUAUGGCAAGACUUGAAAAUGGCUGUCUAGCAAUGAUCAACAACCAACUUGACAGAGCUUGAAUAAGUUAAAAAAUAAUAAUGUGCAAAUAUUGUACAAUCCAGGUGUGCAAAGCUCUUAGAGACUCCCAGCUGUAAUUGCUGCCAAAGGUGAUUCUAACGUGUAUUGACUCAGGGGUAGCACUCACCUCUGUCAUCAUGGAGUGCUUUGAGAGACUAGUCAAGGAUCAUAUCACCUCUAUCUUACCUGUCACCCUAGACCCACUUCAAUUUACUUACCGCCGAUGCAAUUGCCAUCACACUGCCCUAUCCCAUCUGGACAAGAGGAAUACCUAUGUAAGAAUGCUGUUCAUUGACUAUAGCUCAGCAUUCAACACCAUAGUACCCUCCAAGCUCAUCAUUAAGCUCGAGGCCCUGGGUCUGAACCCCGCCCUGUGCAACUGGGUCCUGGACUUCCUGACUGGCCGCCCCAGGUGGUGAAUGUAGGAAACAACAUCUCCACUUCGCUGAUCCUCAACACUGGGGCCCCACAAGGGUGCGUGCUCAGCCCCCUCCUGUACUCCCUGUUCACCCAUGACUGCGUGGCCAAGCACGCCUCCAUCUCAAUCAUCAAGUUUGCAGACGACACAACAAUAGUAGGCUUGAUUACCAACAAUGACGAGACCGCCUACAGGGAGGAGGUGAGGGCUCUGGGAGUGUGUUGCCAGGAAAAUAACAGCUCACUCAACGUCAACAAAACAAAGGAGAUGAUUGUGGACUUCAGGAAACAGCAGAGGGUGCACCCCCCUAUCCACAUCGACGGGACCGCAGUGGAGAAGGUGGAAAGUUUCAUUGGCGUACACAUCACUGACAAACUGAAAUGGUCCACCCACGCAGACAGUGUGGUGAAGAAGGCGCAACAGAGCCUCUUCAAACUCAGGAGGCUGAAGAAAUUUGGCUUGGCACCUAAAACUCUCACAAACUUUUACAGAUGCACAAUUGAGAGCAUCCUGUCGGGUUGUAUCACCGCUUAGUACGGCAACUGCACCGCCCGCAACCGCAGGGCUCUCCAGAGGGUGGUGCGGUCUGCCGAAUGCAUUACCUAGGACACCUAGAGCACCCGAUGUCACAGGAAGGCCAAAAAGAUCAUCAAGGACAUCAACCACCCGAGCCACUGCCAGUUCACCCCGCUAUCAUCCAGAAGGCGAGGUCAGUACAGGUGCAUCAAAGCUGGGACCGAGAGAUUGAAAAACAGCUUCUAUCUCAAGGCCAUCAGACUGUUAAAUAGCCAUCACUAGCACAUUAGAGGCUGCUGCUGCCUAUUGAAAUCACUGGCCACUUUAAGAAAUGGAACACUAGUCACUUUAAUAAUGUUUACGUAUCUUGCAUUACUCAUCUCAUAUGUAUAUACUGCAUUCUAUUCAAUAAUAUUAUACUGUAUCUUAGUCCAUGCCGCUCUGUCAUUGCUUGUCUGUAUAUGUAUAUAUUCUUAAUUCCAUUCCUUACUUAGAUUUGUGUGCAUUGGGUAUAUGUUGUGAAAUUGUUCGAUAUUACUUGUUAGAUAUUACUGCACUGUCAGAGCUAGAACCACAAGCAUUUCGCUACACCCGCAAUAACAUCUGCUAAACACGUGUAUGUGACAAAUACAAUGUGAUUUGAUUUGAUUUGGGUGUGAAUACUUAUGUAAAUGAGAAAUUCCUGUAUUUCAUUUUCAAUACAUUUGCAAACAUUUCUAAAAACAUGUUUCCACUUUGUCAGUAUGGGGUAUUGCGUGUAGAUGGGUGAGAAGAAAGAUCUAUUUAAGCUAUAUUGAAUUCAGUCUGUAACACAACAAAAUGUAAAAUAGGUCAAAGGGUAUGAAUACUUUCUGUAGGCACUGUACACACUCUCUUUGUCUCUGCAGAUGGCCCUGCAGACCGGCCGUGAGCCACCGCCCAUCUGGAGAGUGCAGAAAGCCCUGCUGCAGAAGUUCAGCCCCGAGAUCAAAGACGGACAGAGGCAGUUCUGUGCCACCAGCAACGUGAGUUACUCACAUCCCCCUUAAAACAGGAGAAUCUCUCAUUCUCUUUAAUCUUAAAGUACAAUCCAGCGAUGGAUGCAAGGAUUUACAAUCCAGCAUGAGAUUGUCUUGAUAGUUGUACAUAUAUUUUGAAGCUACACAUUGUUUGUUUAUAAUGACUCAAAUGAUUAUCUCUCUAUACAUAUUUCUCUCCCUUUCUCUCUCUCUCUCUCAGUAUCUGGGCUACUUUGGCGAUGCCAAGAUGCGGUACCAACGUCUCUAUGUCAAGUUCCUGGAGAAUUUCAAUAAAAAGGAUUAUGUCCGUGUGUGCUCACGGAAACCCUGGCACAGACCUGGACUCAUGUUGAGGUAGGUUUGUGCUGUUUGUCCCUGCGUGUUUGCCGUACUCCUCUGGGUCUUGAUUCAUACGUGCCCAACCCCAUGUAGAACCGUAGCCCUACCCCCAUGCACUUGUGUAGAUCUGAAAUUAUUAGAUAGGUGUAACUGUAAGCAAUAUCCUGCAAAAUUACUAAUUUCUGUGUACCUUGACAGGCGUCAAUCACUCCCAUCGCUCCCCAAGCCACCUCCCCCUGCCCUCAGUCAAACUCCACCCCGAUUGGAGCGUGAUGAGAGGGAGCGGAAGGAGAAAGAGAAGGAUCAGAAAGAGAGGGAGCAGAAAGAGAAGGAGCAGAAAGAGAAGGAGCAAAAAGAGAGGAAGCAGAAAGAGAGAGAGCAGAAAGAGAGAGAGCAGAAAGAGAAGAGCAGAAAGAGAAGGAGCAGAAAGAGAAGGAGCAGAAAGAGAAAGAGAAGGAGCAAAAAGAGAGAGAGCAAAAGAGAGGAGCAGAAAGAGAGGAGCAGAAAGAGAGGAGCAGAAAGAGAGGAAGCAGAAAGAGAGAGAGCAAAAAGAGAGAGAGCAGAAAGAGAGGGAGAGGAGGGAAAAAGAAAAGGAGCGAGAGAGGGAAAAGGAGAGACAGCGAGAGAAGGAGAAGAAGGAGAGAGAAGAAAAAGAGAAGAGGCCACCUCAGGAGAAGGUGGAGAGAAGGAGCAGUGAAGAGGACCGAAAGAGAGUGAGGGAGGAGAAGAGGGGAGGAGGAGAGAAGAAGACAGAGCGCCCGUCGAGGGCGAGGCCCGUGAAGGCAGAGCCUCCACCCAAGAAGAGGAAGAAGUGGCUGAAGGAAGUCCCCUCUGACUCAGACUCCUCCCCCGAUGGGCCCAGUGAGGACCAAGGUGAGGGACUGUGUAUGUUUGUGUGUGUAACUGUGUGUUAAUGCAAUUUUGGUAUGUACAGUGGGGAAAAAAAGUAUUUAGUCACCCACCAAUUGUGCAAGUUCUCCCACUUAAAAAGAUGAGAGAGGCCUGUAAUUUUCAUCAUAGGUACACGUCAACUAUGACAGACAAAUUCAGAAAAGAAAAUCCAGAAAAUCACAUUGUAGGAUUUUUAAUGAAUUUAUUUGCAAAUUAUGGUGGAAAAUAAGUAUUUGGUCACCUACAAACAAGCAGGAUUUCUGGCUCUCACAGACCUGUAACUUCUUCUUUAAGAGGCUCCUCUGUCCUCCACUCGUUACCUGUAUUAAUGGCACCUGUUUGAACUUGUUAUCAGUAUAAAAGACACCUGUCCACAACCUCAAACAGUCACACUCCAAACUCCACUAUGGCCAAGACCAAAGAGCUGUCAAAGGACACCAGAAACAAAAUUGUAGACCUGCACCAGGCUGGGAAGACUGAAUCUGCAAUAGGUAAGCAGCUUGGUUUGAAUAAAUCAACUGUGGGAGCAAUUAUUAGGAAAUGGAAGACAUACAAGACCACUGAUAAUCUCCCUCGAUCUGGGGCUCCACGCAAGAUCUCACCCCGUGGGGUCAAAAUGAUCACAAGAACGGUGAGCAAAAAUCCCAGAACCACACGGGGGGGACCUAGUGAAUGACAUGCAGAGAGCUGGGACCAAAGUAACAAAGCCUACCAUCAGUAACACACUACGCCGCCAGGGACUCAAAUCCUGCACUGCAAGACGUGUCCCCCUGCUUGUCCAGGCCCAUCUGAAGUUUGCUAGAGUGCAUUUGGAUGAUCCAGAAGAGGAUUGGGAGAAUGUCAUAUGGUCAGAUGAAACCAAAAUAUAACUUUUUGGUAAAAACUCAACUCGUCAUGUUUGGAGGACAAAGAAUGCUGAGUUGCAUCCAAAGAACACCAUACCUACUGUGAAGCAUGGGGGUGGAAACAUCAUGCUUUGGGGCUGUUUUUCUGCAAAGGGACCAGGACGACUGAUCCGUGUAAAGGAAAGAAUGAAUGGGGCCAUGUAUCGUGAGAUUUUGAGUGAAAACCUCCUUCCAUCAGCAAGGGCAUUGAAGAUGAAACGUGGCUGGGUCUUUCAGCAUGACAAUGAUCCCAAACACACCGCCCGGGCAACGAAGGAGUGGCUUCGUAAGAAGCAUUUCAAGGUCCUGGAGUGGCCUAGCCAGUCUCCAGAUCUCAACCCCAUAGAAAAUCUUUGGAGGGAGUUGAAAGUCUGUUGCCCAGCGACAGCCCCAAAACAUCACUGCUCUAGAGGAGAUCUGCAUGGAGGAAUGGGCCAAAAUACCAGCAACAGUGUGUGAAAACCUUGUGAAGACUUACAGAAAACGUUUGACCUGUGUCAUUGUCAACAAAGGGUAUAUAACAAAGUAUUGAGAAACUUUUGUUAUUGACCAAAUACUUAUUUUCCACCAUAAUUUGCAAAUAAAUUCAUUACAAAUCCUACAAUGUGAUUUUCUGGAUUUUUUUUUCUCAUUUUGUCUGUCAUAGUUGAUGUGUACCUAUGAUGAAAAUUACAGGCCUCUCUCAUCUUUUUAAGUGGGAGAACUUGCACAAUUGGUGGUUGACUAAAUACUUUUUUUCCCCACUGUAUAUUGAUAUAUAAUGCCAUGGCUAUAAUUCAGAGAGUUAAGUCUUGUGACGCACUGGAGCCCCAGGUUCAAACCCACUCAGUGACAUAUUCUCUCUCUCGCUCGCUCUCUCUGUCUCUCUCUCUCUGUGUCUCUCUCUCUCUGUGUCUCUCUGUCUCUCCCCUGUAGCCCCAGUGAGAGGGGGGGUGAACAGUCGAGCCAUGAGGGAGAUGUUCAGGAGUUACAUAGAGAUGCUGGUCAGUACGGCACUUGACCCCGACAUGAUUCAAGCCCUGGAGGACACAGACGGUGAGAGGGAUGGGGUCGUGGUGUGAGCAGACGAUUGGGUGAUGAUGUGAUCAGGUUUGGGGUCAAAUCAAUUUCAAUUCAGUCAAUUCAAGAAGUAAACUGAAAUUACAUUUUUCUCAAUGCUUCUCUAUGAUAAUUUGGAAUUAAAAUUUCAGUUUACUUUGUGAAUUGACUGAAUUCAAAUGGAAUUUACCCCAACCCUGGGUGUGAGAGAAAGAGUAUUGAUCAAAAAGAAGUGAAUGAGAGUAGGAUUAAGGAAGAACGAUGUCAUGAGAUAAGUCAUAAGGACUCUAUGUCCCUCCCUCUCUGGCCCCCAGACGAGUUGUACCUCCCACCCAUGAGGAAGAUUGACAGCCUCCUCAACGAACAAAAGAGGAGACUGUUAAGGAGAGUCAACAUGAGUGGCCAACACCAGGUACGUCUGUCUGUUUAGUUGUAGAAAUGCUGAUACCUGAUGUGAUACCUAACUAUGAAAAGUAUCUGUUGUGUUUCGAGUUUUACCAUAUCUCCAUUCAACUUUCUCACUAUCAUAUUGACAAGUGAAAGCUUUAAAACAGUUGAUAUUACUACUUCUCCCUCACCCCUUCGCUCCCUCCGUCUUUAUAUUUUUCCUCUUUAGGAGACUCUGCAUAUGUUCCCCAAAAUGACGGCGGACCCCCUGGACUCUGGAGCGGUCAAAGUGCACCUCGGCGGUGAGUGCUACAACCGUAAAACCCUCAACCGCGUCAAGAAGAGCACCACGCCCAAACAGCAGGUGCGUGAACCACAUCCGGUCAUGAACUCUUUGACUUUAGUAUCCCACCGCUGACACCAAUGUAUCCAAUCUGUGGCACUGUGGCUAAACCUAGCCUCGAAAAAUUGUGCCUGUGUGUUGUGGAAGCCGAGUAGAAGAGACAAUUCUGUCUCACAAGAACUGGAUUAAUAAAGUCUGGACCUGUUAGUCACUUUGUUUUGUACAUUAACUUGUAUCUCAGUGGUUUUAACUCGAUCCCGUUGGUGCAAACAAAGCCAAACCAUGCCGCCGUCCUUCUUUACACUUGCGUCGUCUCGUUUCUUCUAGUCUCGCGUAGCCAGACCUCCAAAAAUCUUGUUGUCACGUCCUUUGGAGGUCUGGAGAAUUUUGUAUAAGCCGAAACGCUUUGAAUGGUCCGCCGGCUUCCAGCGGCUACAUCUUUAGGGAUUUGACAUUUCAAGAACCCUCCCUCCACAUGGCCGUUGAAGGAGUGCUGCGUGUUAAGCCCCGCCCAAGCAAAGCAUUUGGUUGAUUUGAUGUGUUUGAUUGGUGCUGCUGCGUGCUAAGCGCCGCCCAAGCAAUGCAUUUGAUCGGUUUGACGUUUUGCAAGGCUUCACUGAUUUACACCGGGUCUCCACCCCUUUUUUAGCCACUUUCGGCCAUAGACUUCACCAGGCUUCCCGAUCAGGGAAACCCGGUUCUCGACGAGGCUGUUUCUUCUUUUAACGUUGUUCAAGUGUACUUGUAUUUUUAGUGGUCCUCUGAAAGUAUGUGAAGGGUGAAUACAUAGUAGACUUUUCCCUAUUCUACCUCAGUCCAAGAGAACCCGGGGAGAUUCCCUAAUAAAUGAUUUCCUCCAUCCCUUUUUCCCCUCAGGACCUCAAGCUGUCCACAGAGACGUGUCGUGUCUAUCGCCUGUAUCAUUCCCUCCACCACUACAAGUAUCACACCUUCCUGAACUGCAAGAAGGAGGUAAGACUCAGCAGCACAAUCGCUUUUCACAACACUGACCUUCCCAACACCCUUCUCUUUCCUCUACGGCGUUGUUGUUCUUCUCUACUGUCUUCCCGUCUCUCUCUCGCUCUCGGUUUCCGUGGUGGUAAGAAUCAUUCAAAUGGAGCAUUUAUGUAUUUAGUCCUUUUGUUGUGAAAGGUUGGCUGUCGUUUGUGGGUGGCUGUGUUGUGCUUGUGUACAAAUAAUUACAUUUACAUUUACAUCAUUUAGCAGACGCUCUUAUCCAGAGCGACUUACAAAUUGGUGCAUUCAACUUAUGAUAGCAAGUGGGACAACCACUUAUUAUUAUUAUUAUUAUUAUUAUUAAUUAUUUUUUUAUGUGGGGUGGGGGAAGAAGGAUUACUUUUAUACUAUUCCAGGUAUUCCUUAAAGAGGUAGGGUUUCAAGUGUCUCCGGAAGGUGGUCAGUGACUCCGCUGUCCUGGCGUCGUGAGGGAGCUUGUUCCACCAUUGGGGUGCCAGAGCAGCAAAUAGCUUUGACUGGGCUGAGCGGGAACUGUGCUUCCGUAGAGGUAGGGGAGCUAGCAGGCCAGAGGUGGAUAAAUGUAGUGCCCUCGUUUGGUCUGAUCAGAGCCUGAAGGUAAGGAAGUGCCGUUCCCCUCACAGCUCUGUAGGCAAGCACAAUGGUCUUGUAGUAGAUGCAAGCCUCAACUGGAAGCCAGUGGAGUGUGCGGAGGAGCGGGGUGACGUGGGAAGAAUCACUCUAUUAUCCAUCCUAGAGUGGAUAUUUGACUUGCAUAACAUCAAUUCAUGUUAGAUGUAUAUUCAACAUGUCUAUACUCUGGCCUUGAAGACUGAAUAAAGUGGUAAAUAGAUUGAAUUGAGAAUAAAGGUUUUGAAGUACGGUAAAAUACACUAUAUGACCAAAAGUAUGUGGACACCUGCUCGUCUAACAUCUCAUUCCAAAAUCAUGGGCCUCCACUCUUCUGGGAAGGCUUUCUACUAGAUGUUGGAACAUUGCUGCGGGGACUUGCUUCCAUUCAGCCACAAGAGCAUUUGUGCGGUCGGGCACUGAUGUUGGGCAGUCGGCGUUCCAAUUCAAUUCAAAGGUGUUCGAUGUUGUCAGGGCUCUGUGCAGGCCAGUCAAGUUCUUCCAAACCGAUCUCAAUAAACAAUUUCGGUAUAAAUCUCGCUUUGUGCAUGGCAGCAUUGUCAUGCUGAAACAGGAAAGGGCCUUCCCCAAACUGUUGCCACAAAGUUUGAAGCACAGAAUCGUCUAGAAUGUCAUUGUAUGCUGAGCGUUAAGAUUUCCCUUCACUGGAACCUAGCCCAAACAAUGAAAAACAGCCCCAGACCAUUAUUCCUCCUCCACCAAACAUUACAAUUGGCGCUAUGCAUUGGGGCAGGUAGCGUUCUACUGGCAUCUGCCAAACCCAGAUUUGUCAGUCGGACUGCCAUAUGGUGAAGCGUGAUUCACUCCAUGAAUCACUCCAGAAAACGCGUUUCCACUGCUCCAGAGGCCAAUGGCGGCGAGCUUUACACCACUCCAGCCGACACUUGGCAUUGCGCAUGGUGAUCCUAGGCUUUUGUGCGGCUGCUCGAACAGUUCUUGUGCUGACUUUGCUUCCAGAGGCAGUUUGGAAUGCUUCAGUAAGGCCAUUCUACUGCCAAUGUUUGUCUAUGGAGAUUGCCUGGCUGUGUGCUCGAUUUUAUACACCUGUCAGCAACGGGUGUGGCUGAAAUAGCCGAAUCCACUAAUUUGAAGAGCCACAUACUUUUGUAUAUAUACUGUAAAUAAGCAAGUGAAUUUCAAUAGCAAAAUAAUCGAAUGUCUUUCUUGGAGGAUAAUUAACUAUUCUAUUCUCUCCCCCCCCCCCCCCCCCCCCCCAGACGGACAGUAUAGAGCAGGCAGCGGAGGACCCUGGGCAGGAGGAGGUGGUGCAGCAGUGUAUGGCCAACCAGGACUGGCUGGAGACCCUCUUCAACUCCUUCAUCGACCUGCUGACCCUCAGCACCAAAGCCUGAUGAGGGAGGAGGGGGCCGCGUCCAAAAUAUUACCCUAUUCCCUACAUAGAGCACUACAAUUCCCCAGGGCCUAUAUGGAGAAUAGGGUGUCAUUUGGAAAGCAGAAUGUGGGUUGGAGAAGGGAAGGGAGGGAGGAGGUAUACAGUAUUUGGGAGACAAAGCAAGAGAGUUGGAGUGGAGAACACUGGACUGUACCAAGAUGGAGAGAGAGGGGGGUUUCAGAUCCUACCACUCUAGUUCUUGCCCAGCGAGAAAGAGAGAACAGGCAAUGUUCGGUCUGUGAGUACGGUUGAGUUUUAACUUAAAAUGGAUGCUACAAUGAACUGUUUUUAGCGCUUUUGUUGACUUUUUCUCUCACAAAGUAUCUCUUGACUAAAGAAAAGAGAAGGACUGAGGAGUGCGGAGGAGGCGGAGUGAAAAUAGUGAAUGUGUGAAAGGGUACGACGUCUGCCACUUGACCUGAACAGGGAAAGCAGGGGACCACCGUGAAUCAGUCAGCACUACAGGAAAGAUUGCGAUCUACAUCCAAACAUGCACGGGCACACACACCAACAUACAAACACUAUAUAUAUAUAUAUACGUAUAUGUAUUAAUAAUUAUGAUUUGUAUUAUUUAUACAAGGAAAUUACCCUCCCUAGCUGGGAUUGUUUGCUGUUGUUAUUUUAAAUAAUGUUUUAUUAGGGUAUACAUGAAAUGGCCUACCCGAAAUCCUUUGCUCAGUCCCCCUUUACUGCUGAAGGAAACAACGAGUGGAGGAGGGGAAAGGGAUGGUUAGUGGAGUGUGUGAUGUUCCCUUUUUUCUGUCUGCUUAAAUAAAUUGUGAGGGGGAAAAAUGUAUUUAAAAACUAAGCAAAUUGUGUUCUUUAUGUUUGUUCUUCAAAAGACAAUGAGAGCAGAGUUUACACCUGAAGUUAAAAUUAAAAUAAAUAUCUGUUCGCUUUCUAAAAGAAAGCACUGUGGUUUUAGGGAGGUGUAACGGUUAAAAAGCGUAUAAAAUCUGUGUUGACUGUUUUUAUUUGAUCUUUGUUGUUUAUGAUAAUUAUUAUUUUGGAGGUUUACCUAUUUGUUCAAGCUCUUUUUUCUCUGUAAAUAUUGUACAGUUACUUCAGUCUCUAAAGCCCAGUUCCUCUUCUGUACAUGAUAUUCCUGUAUUUGACAAAAGCAAAUAAAAAUUUGAAAAUGACGGGGGAAAACAACUUUAGCUGUAAUUUUGUUUUUCCUCCUAAAGCUUUAUAAGAGAAUGCAGUAUAGUAAGUGUGUGGUUGACCACAUAUCAGGGUUGGGGUCAAAUCCAUUUAAAUUCCAGUCAAUUAAAAUUGUACACUAAAAUUGCAAUUCCAAUGAGGAACAUUUUGAAAUUGGAAUUUGGUGUACUUUCUGAUUUGGCUGGAAAUAGGAUUUCCCCAACCCUGAACCACAUGUACUAUUGUUAGUAAAGUACACUAUAUAUACAAAAGUAUGUGGACAACCCUUCAACUGAGUGGAUUCGGCUAUUUCAGCCCCACCCGUUGCUGACAGGUGUAUAAAAUCGAGCACACAGCAAUGCAAUCUCCAUAGACAAAUAUUGGCAGUAGAAUGGCCUUACUGAAGAGCUCAGUGACUUUCAACGUGGCACCGUCAUAGGAUGCCACCUUUCCAACAAGUCAGUUCGUCAAAUUUCUUCCCUGCUAGAGGUGUCCCGGUCAACUGUAAGUGCUGUUAUUGUGAAGUGGAAACGUCUAAGAGCAACAACGGCAAAGCCAUGAAGUGGUAGGCCACAUAAGCUCACAGAACUGGACCGGCGAGUGCUGAAGCACGUAGCGCGUACAAAAUGUCCUCAGUUGCAACACUCACUACCGAGUUCCAAACUGCCUCUGGAAGCAAUGUCAGCACAAGAACUGUUCGAGCAGCCGCACAAAAGCCUAAGAUCACCAUGCGCAAUGCCAAGUGUCGGCUGGAGUGGUGUGAAGCUCGCCGCCAUUGGCCUCUGGAGCAGUGGAAACGCGUUUUCUGGAGUGAUGAAUCACACUUCACCAUAUGGCAGUCCGACGGACAAAUCUGGGUUUGGCAGAUGCCAGUAGAACGCUACCUGCCCCAAUGCAUAGUGCCAACUGUAAUGUUUGGUGGAGAAGGAAUAAUGGUCUGGGGCUGUUUUUCAUUGUUCGGACUAGGCCCCUUGGUUCCAGUGAAGGGAAAUCUUAACGCUCAGCAUACAAUGACAUUCUAGACGAUUCUGUGCUUCCAACUUUGUGGCAACAGUUUGGGGUAGCCCCUUUCCUGUUUCAGCAUGACAAUGCCGCCGUGCACAAAGCGAGAUCCAUACAGAAAUGGUUUAUUGAGAUUGGUUUGGAAGAACUUGACUGGCCUGCACAGAGCCCUGACCUCAACCCCAACCUUUGAGAUGAAUUGGAACACCGACUGCGAGCCAGGCCUAAUCGCCCAACAUCAGUGCCCAACCUCACUAAUGCUCUUGUGGCUUAAUGGAAGCAAGUCCCCGCAGCAAUGUUCCAACAUCUAGUGGAAAGCCUUCCCAGAAGAGUUGAGGAUGUUAUAGCAGCGAAGGGGGGACCAACUCCAUAUUAAUGCCCAUGAUUUUGGAAUGAGAUGUUGGACAAGCAGUUGUCCACAUACUUUUGGUCAUGUAGUGUAUGUUGAAAUGAAAUUGUCUGAAAAAAUACAGAGGAAUGAAACAGCUCAGAUUGGGGACGAGGGGAUAUAACAAAGGUGGGUAGGGUUUCAGAGGUACAGACUGAUCCAAGAGAGGGGAAUAUAAAGACAGAAAAUAAAUCAAAUCAGUGAAAGGAGAUGCUGUGUAUGAGUGAGUCCCCAGCAAACCAAAAUUGGUUAUUUGAAAAUUCCCAGAACAUUCGUCAGGCUGAGGCAAAUGUUCUCAUAUCAGAAACUGUCCAGUUGUGCGGAUGAUUAUACAAUGUAUGUAUAAAACAUAGGCCUGAUGUUGCAAGAAUGUUCCCUUUCACAUUUAGUUGCUCUAAAAAUAUUACUGGUACAUUGUGUUGUUACAUUAACUGGAAACCUAAUGAGAACGUUUGGGGAAUGUUCGGUGGUGGUUAUUACAGAUUGGUGUGCACAACAUUUUAGUGAAUGAGAACAUUCCAAGGAUAUUUAAUUUAAAAUAUUUUCUGGAACUAAAAAAAAAAUUGUUAUCAAAACAUUGUCAUCCUAAUGUUAGAGAAAAUCUUAACUAGAAUCUUAUUACGCCAGUUAAAAGUCUGCGUCUGUGAAGUUUCUGAUCCAAUCAAUUUAAUCAUUUCUUCAGUGUGAAAAUGCUGACUAAACAUAUUUUCUGUGACAGCCCCAGAAGAGUUUCAGAGGAUUUGACCCCUAUUGAUAAUUGUUCCUAUCCAAGGCAGACACUGUGACAGUACAGUACAGCAGGAAUGGUUUAUUUAUAUUUAAACAUGAGAAACCAUAUGCAUUUUACACUACAGCAAAUGUUGGAGGGGAAAGGAAGUCUAUACGCAGAAGAAUGAAUGACAACACGUUGGAAGAGGAAAAUGUAUGUUACUCAAAAGUACUGAUACCCUUUCCCUUCACAUGACAGGGACAGACACCUGCACAAUAACUGCUCCCACAUCAUUGAUUACAAUCAUCAUGGACCUGUUAUUCCUUCUCCAGUCCAAUUGUGAUAUAUGUUCCACAUUGGGAUAAUGUCCUCAGAGUGGAGUGUCUCCUUGGUUGGGUGGAGUGAACAAUUACAGGUACAGAAACACACCACACACUCAACCAGAUCUUUCCCCCUGUUACAGUGGGGGGAAAAAGUAUUUAGUCAGCCACCAAUUGUGCAAGUUCUCCCACUUAAAAAGAUGAGAGAGGCCUGUAAUUUUCAUCAUAGGUACAUGUCAACUAUGACAGACAAAAUGAGAAAAAUAAAAUCCAGAAAAUCACAUUGUAAGAUUUUUAAUGAAUUUAUUUGCAAAGUAUGGUGGAAAAUAAGUAUUUGCUCAAUAACAAAAGUUUCUCAAUACUUUGUUAUAUACCCUUUGUUGGCAAUGACACAGGUCAAACGUUUUCUGUAAGUCUUCACAAGGUUUUCACACACUGUUGCUGGUAUUUUGGCCCAUUCCUCCAUGCAGAUCUCCUCUAGAGCAGUGAUGUUUUGGGGCUGUCGCUGGGCAACACGGACUUUCAACUCCCUCCAAAGAUUUUCUAUGGGGUUGAGAUCUGGAGACUGGCUAGGCCACUCCAGGACCUUGAAAUGCUUCUUACGAAGCCACUCCUUCGUUGCCCGGGCGGUGUGUUUGGGAUCAUUGUCAUGCUGAAAGACCCAGCCACGUUUCAUCUUCAAUGCCCUUGCUGAUGGAAGGAGGUUUUCACUCAAAAUCUCACGAUAGAUGGCCCCAUUCCUUCUUUCCUUUACACGGAGCAGUUGUCCUGGUCCCUUUGCAGAAAAACAGCCCCAAAGCAUGAUGUUUCCACCCCCAUGCUUCACAGUAGGUAUGGUGUUCUUUGGAUGCAACUCAGCAUUCUUUGUCCUCCAAACACGACGAGUUGAGUUUUCACCAAAAAGUUAUAUUUUGGUUUCAUCUGACCAUAUGACAUUCUCCCAAUCCUCUUCUGGAUCAUCCAAAUGCACUCUAGCAAACUUCAGACGGGCCUGGACAUGUACUGGCUUAAGCAGGGGGACAUGUCUUGCACUGCAGGAUUUGAGUCCCUGGCGGCGUAGUGUGUUACUGAUGGUAGGCUUUGUUACUUUGGUCCCAGCUCUCUGCAGGUCAUUUACUAGGUCCCCCCGUGUGGUUCUGGGAUUUUUGCUCACCGUUCUUGUGAUCAUUUUGACCCCACGGGGUGAGAUCUUGCGUGGAGCCCCAGAUCGAGGGAGAUUAUCAGUGGUCUUGUAUGUCUUCCAUUUCCUAAUAAUUGCUCCCACAGUUGAUUUCUUCAAACCAAGCUGCUUACCUAUUGCAGAUUCAGUCUUCCCAGCCUGGUGCAGGUCUACAAUUUUGUUUCUGGUGUCCUUUGACAGCUCUUUGGUCUUGGCCAUAGUGGAGUUUGGAGUGUGACUGUUUGAGGUUGUGGACAGGUGUCUUUUAUACUGAUAACAAGUUCAAACAGGUGCCAUUAAUACAGGUAACGAGUGGAGGACAGAGGAGCCUCUUAAAGAAGAAGUUACAGGUCUGUGAGAGCCAGAAAUCUUGCUUGUUUGUAGGUGACCACAUACUUAUUUUCCACCAUAAUUUGCUAAUAAAUUCAUUAAAAAUCCUACAAUGUGAUUUUCUGGAUUUUUUAUCUUCUCAAUUUCUCUGUCAUAGUUGACGUGUACCUAUGAUGAAAAUUACAGGCCUCUCUCAUCUUUUUAAGUGGGAGAACUUGCACAAUUGGUGGCUGACUAAAUACUUUUUUUCCCCACUGUACAAGCAAAUGGCAUUGCACACUUUAACAUAAGUGGGGGUAUCUCCAGGAGAGGAACCAGAGUGGAAAAUAGAGGAUAUGGAAGGUAAACAACGAUUGCCAAGGAAUCUGAGGACUCUAUUCUCUGCUCCUUGUCCUUUCUCUAGCGUUUUUUCUUUUCUUGAUGAAUGUACCUGGCUAAACAGUGAUUCUAAGAGUGGUGUUUUGGUGGGUGAUGCUACUGUAUACAGUACAUUCAGACUAGUGCUACACAUAGUGACAGAUGAGGUGGGGUACAGACACACGCUUCAAAGUAAAGUGCUUUCAGGUAAAUGGAUGAAAGGCGCUAUAUCAGUGGUGUAAAGUAACUAAGUAAAAAUACUUUGAAGUACUACUUAAGUAUUUUGGGGGGGUAUCUGUAUUUUAUUAUUUAUAUUUUGUACAACUUUUACUUUUACUCCACUAAAUUCCUAAAGAAAAUAUGUCGUUUUUACUCCCAUACAUAACUUGUUACAUUUCGAGUGUGCCCCUGGCUAACCAUACAUUUUCAAAAAUCUAAUAAAUUGUUCCAUCUGGUUUGCUUAUUAUAAGGAAUUUGAAAGGAUUUAUAGCAUUUACUUUUAAUUAUUUUGAUACUUAAGUACAGUACCAGUCAAAAGUUUGGGCACACCUACUCAUUCCAGGGGAUUUCUUUAUUUUUUACUGUUUUCUACAUUGUAGAAUAAUCGUGAAGACAUCAAACUAUGAAAUAACACAUAUGGAAUCAUGUAGUAACCAAAAAAGUGUUAAACAAAUCAAAAUAUAUUUCAUAUUUGAGAUUCUUCAAAGUAGCCACCCUUUGCCUUGAUGACAGCUUUGCACACUCUUGGCAUUCUCUCAACCAGCUUCAUGAGGUAGUCACCUGGAAUGCAUUUCAAUUAACAGGUGUGCCUUCUUAAAAGUUAAUUUAUGGAAUUUCUUUCCUUCUUAAUGCGUUUGAGCCAUUCAGUUGUGUUGUAACAAGGUAGGGGUGGUAUACAGAAGAUAGCCCUAUUUGGUAAAAUACUAAGUCCAUAUUAUGGCAAGAACAGCUCAAAUAAGCAAAGAGAAACAACAGUCAAUCAUUACUUUAAGACAUGAAGGUCAGUCAAUCCGGAAAAUUUCAAGAACUUUGAAAGUUUCUUCAAGUGCAGUCGCAAAAACCAUCAAGCGCUAUGAUGAAACUGGCUCUCAUGAGGACCGCCACAGGAAAGGAAGACCCAGAGUUACCUCUGCUGCAGAGGAUAAGUUCAUUAGAGUUAACGGCACCUCAGAUUGCAGCCCAAAGAAAUGCUUCACAGAGUUCAAGUAACAGACACAUCUCAACAUCAACUGUUCAGAGGAGCCUAUGUGAAUCAGGCCUUCAUGAUCGAAUUGCUGCAAAGAAACCACUACUAAAGGACACCAAUAAGAAGAAGAGACUUGCUUCGGCCAAGAAAUACGAGCAAUGGACAUUGUCCUCUGAGAUUUUUGGUUCCAACCGCCAUGUCUUUGUGAGACGCAGAGUAGGUGAACGGAUGAUCGCCGCAUGUGUGGUUCCCACCGUGAAGCAUGGAGGAGGAGGUGUAAUGGUGUGGGGGUGCUUUGCUGGUGACACUGUCUGUGAUUUAUUUAGAAUUCAAGGCGCACUUAACCAGCAUGGCUGCCACAGCAUUCUGCAGCGAUACGCCAUCCCAUCUGGGUUGGGCUUAGUGGGACUAUCAUUUGUUUUUCAACAGGACAAUGACCCAAAACACACCUCCAGGCUGUGUAAGGGCUAUUUGACCAAGAAGGAGAGUGAUGGAGUGCUGCAUCAGAUGACCUGGCCUCCACAAUCACCCGACCUCAACCCAAUUGAGAUGAUUUGGGAUGAGUUGGACCGCAGAGUGAAGGAAAAGCAGCCAACAAGUGCUCAGCAUAUGUGGUAACUCCUUCAAGACUGUUGGAAAAGCAUUCCAGGUGAAGCUGGUUGAGAGAAUGCCAAGAGUGUCAUCAAGGCAAAAGGUGACUACUUAGAUUUUGAUUUGUUUCACACCUUUUUGGUUACUACAUGAUUCCAUAUGUGUUAUUUCAUAGUUUUGAUGUCUUCACUAUUAUUCUACAAUUUAGUGGCUUUCACUUGAGUCAUUUUCUGUUAAUGUAUCUUUACUUUUACUGAAGUAUGACAAUUGGGUACUUUUUCCACCACUGUGCUAUAUAAAUACAGUGGGGAAAAAAAGUAUUUAGUCAGCCACCAAUUGUGCAAGUUCUCCCACUUAAAAAGAUGAGAGAGGCCUGUAAUUUUCAUCAUAGGUACACGUCAACUAUGACAGACAAAUUGAGAUUUUUUUUUCCAGAAAAUCACAUUGUAGGAUUUUUAAUGAAUUUAUUAGCAAAUUAUGGUGGAGAAUAAGUAUUUGGUCAAUAACAAAAGUUUCUCAAUAUUUUGUUAUAUACCCUUUGUUGGCAAUGACACAGGUCAAACGUUUUCUGUAAGUCUUCACAAGGUUUUCACACACUGUUGCUGGUAUUUUGGCCCAUUCCUCCAUGCAGAUCUCCUCUAGAGCAGUGAUGUUUUGGGGCUGUCGCUGGGCAACACGGACUUUCAACUCCCUCCAAAGAUUUUCUAUGGGGUUGAGAUCUGGAGACUGGCUAGGCCACUCCAGGACCUUGAAAUGCUUCUUACGAAGCCACUCCUUCGUUGCCCGGGCGGUGUGUUUGGGAUCAUUGUCAUGCUGAAAGACCCAGCCACGUUUCAUCUUCAAUGCCCUUGCUGAUGGAAGGAGGUUUUCACUCAAAAUCUCACGAUACAUGGCCCCAUUCAUUCUUUCCUUUACACGGAUCAGUCGUCCUGGUCCCUUUGCAGAAAACAGCCCCAAAGCAUGAUGUUUCCACCCCCAUGCUUCACAGUAGGUAUGGUGUUCUUUGGAUGCAACUCAGCAUUCUUUGUCCUCCAAACACGACGAGUUGAGUUUUUACCAAAAAGUUAUAUUUUGGUUUCAUCUGACCAUAUGACAUUCUCCCAAUCCUCUUCUGGAUCAUCCAAAUGCACUCUAGCAAACUUCAGACGGGCCUGGACAUGUACUGGCUUAAGCAGGGGGACAUGUCUUGCACUGCAGGAUUUGAGUCCCUGGCGGCGUAGUGUGUUACUGAUGGUAGGCUUUGUUACUUUGGUCCCAGCGCUCUGCAGGUCAUUCACUAGGUCCCCCCGUGUGGUUCUGGGAUUUUUGCUCACCGUUCUUGUGAUCAUUUUGACCCCACGGGGUGAGAUCUUGCGUGGAGCCCCAGAUCGAGGGAGAUUAUCAGUGGUCUUGUAUGUCUUCCAUUUCCUAAUAAUUGCUCCCACAGUUGAUUUCUUCAAACCUAGCUGCUUACCUAUUGCAGAUUCAGUCUUCCCAGCCUGGUGCAGGUCUACAAUUUUGUUUCUGGUGUCCUUUGACAGCUCUUUGGUCUUGGCCAUAGUGGAGUUUGGAGUGUGACUGUUUGAGGUUGUGGACAGGUGUCUUUUAUACUGAUAACAAGUUCAAACAGGUGCCAUUAAUACAGGUAAUGAGUGGAGGACAGAGGAGCCUCUUAGAGAAGAAGUUACAGGUCUGUGAGAGCCAGAAAUCUUGCUUGUUUGUAGGUGACCAAAUACUUAUUUUCCACCAUAAUUUGCAAAUAAAUUCAUAAAAAAUCCUACAAUGUGAUUUUCUGGAUUUCUUUUCCUCAAUUUGUCUGUCAUAGUUGACGUGUACCUAUGAUGAAAAUUACAGGCCUCUCUCAUCUUUUUAAGUGGGAGAACUUGCACAAUUGGUGGCUGACUAAAUACUUUUUUCUCCCCACUGUACAAACCAACCUCUAUCUCUCUUCCUCUCUCUCUCUUCACCCUCCUAUGCUGUAACUUCAUCCUAUGCAGUAACUUCUUGUAAUCUUCUUACUCCACCCUCCUAUCUCUCACUUUUCUUUCCUGACUACUUUUCCCUCUCUUCCUCACUCUCUCCCUCUGAUUCCUCCUCUUCCACAGUGCUCCCCCUCAUCUGACCACACAGGGGCUCCAGUCUCCCCCCUGUCGUCACUCCCACUGGUUGGAUGAUCUUGUCCCUGAGAGAGACAGAGGGAGAGAGAGAGGGAGAGAGAGGGAGAGAGUAGAGAGAGAGAGCGAGAGGAGAGAGGAGAGAGAGAGAGACGAGAGAGAAGAGAGAGAUCCGGGGAGAGGAGAGCGAGAGAGAGAGAGAAAAUGGCAACAUCCAUCUAUUUCACACACUUGGAUAGUCACUAGCUAGAACAGGUAUGUACUCACACACAACACGCACACACAUGCUCACAAGCACACACACACACCGUGAGAGCCUGUUGAACAGGCCGAUGAGUCUUUGUGCCUCCUGCUCUUUCUCCUGCUCCGUCAUUCCCUCCAUGGGGUCUGGCUGCUCCUCCUCCACCCUCCCCGUCACUGGGUUGAUGCGCCCCUUAGCUUCCCUGUGGAACACAGUUACAAACACCUCCCUUGUAAAUACUGUCCACUCCUAACAAGUGCACUUCAUAGGAUUCUGCUAAACACUGUCCCAGUCUCAAUUCAAUGACCUUUUUCGAAAAUUGCUCCUGUUGCUUGUUCCAAGUCCAAUCUGUCAGUCCCUAACGAUGCAUUGUGUCCCUAUACAGUAUUACAAAGUGUUGUGUUUGUGACAUUAUCAAUGGUUGUUUUACACACCUGUAUUCCUCUGUGUCAGAGUCUGAGUCGCUAGAGUACUGGGCGUGGGUCACCUGACCUCCACUCAGCAUGCCCCGGGCUGCCAGCAAACCUGCUGCGUUACCAUAGCCUGUGUACUUCACAAAACGACUCACUGAGAGACAGACAAAGAGAUAUAUUUACAUUUUAGUCAUUUAGCAGACACUCUUAUCCAGAGCGACUUACAGGAGCAAGUAGGGUUAAGUGCCUUGCUCAAGGGCACAUCGACAGAUUUUUCACCUAGUCGGCUCGGGGAUUAGAACCAGAGACCUUUCGGUUACUGGCACAACGCUCUUAACCACUAAGCUACCUGCUGCUGUGAUACGAGCGGGUUCUUCUAACUAAGAGUUAAUUUGAAAUGAGGAGCUAGUAAGUGUGACAGGAGUGUGAUAUGAUAUGGGCACCGUUCUCUUUGCAGAGCACAAAGAGGAGCUCGGCAGCACAGUGCUUGAUGUCCGUGUCCAUGUGGGUCAUCAGGCGCACCAGACGUCCCCUCACUGUGGCCCCCUGCUCCGGCCUCAGGGCCACGUCCCUCAGAGGGGGGAGGAUCUGUAGCAGUGGACAGGCAGAGGCAGGUGUUAGUGCUGUGUGGGAGCAAAAACUAGCUGCUAUCCAGGAGGGGACAGACAGAGGCCCCAAUAUCAAAAGUCGAAGCAGGCUUCUCCAACAAUGUAAACCGAACAUCAGACUAGCAUUAUCAUACCGUUUUAAAGCCACAAUAAUCAGUUGGAGUUUCAGCCUAACAAAAGAGAACAGUACCUGUUGUCUGAGGUAGUGGCGUGUCUCGCGGUGCGCACGGCAGCUCUCAGUCAAUAGAUUCAGGACUGGAGUCAGUUUCUCCUUCAACUUCUGACCCUUCAUAACAAAUACAUAGGUGAUUUUGUCAGCUUAUGACCCUUUAUACACAUCCAGUAUGCUUCCAUAGCAAUAUACUAUUGAGAUGCAACCCUCCACUGCACACCAUGGGGAAGCAAACAGCAUCCUCAUAUGAGAUAGGUGCCUCCUUUCCUACCCACUUUCCACUCUCUCUCAAUCCCUCCCUCCCUCUGCCUCACCCUGUCCAGGCGUCUCUCCAUAAAGGUGAGUAGGGUGUGGACAGUGUCCAUGUUGACCCCCUCCCACUCCUGUGAACCCUCCGUCAGAUGCACAGACAGCAGCACGUCCAGACAUCGCAGGGGCAGGGCAGAGAGCACGUUCACUGUGUGCCUAAGGAGGGUUAUAGGUCAAAGGUCAAGGGUUAAGGGUCAGGGAUCAGAGGUAAGGAGACAUGGGGAAAACCUGAAAUGGCACCCAUUUAAAAAUGAUUCAGAACAUAUCUUUUCCACUUUGCCACGAAAAAGGAAACAUUUAGACAACACCUAGAAUGGCCACUAUUACUUUCAAAAGAAAGAUGCACAUACAAAUGCAUGGAUAGACAACAGAAGAGGGGAUAGCAGAAGCCCUCGUACGUACCCCUGUAACUCCUCAUUGAGUUCUUCUCCGUCACAGGUCAGCAGCAGGCAGUGACGUAG